AUGCACAGUAUUCCGUUCCGGUUGUUUGUUGUGAACGAGUUGGAUCUGCAAGAUCCCCAUCGAAGUAAGCAAUACAUCGGACACCCACUCGGCGUCGUCGAUGAAUACGAGUGCCAGCCUCUGUGGAAAUCUAAAGCAUCGAUACCCCAGUGGCGCCACGUACCCGCAGGAGCUGGGGUUGAUUCUGCUUUCAGGUCCACGCACAGCGAUAAAGUCUAUUCGGUUGAGUGUGGAUUGCACUCGGGCCCCAUCCCAAACAAGCCUCUUGUCUGGGAAGCAUGUUCGUCGGCAAUGCUAAACACAGUCGAAAAACUUGACAGGAUGGCUUCCUUGGAUAUUCGCGAGUGCUCAUUCCUCAAGCUUGUUAUUCACGCACCCCACAAAAGCUCUCGCAACCAAUCCCACCAGGUUGCUCUGGAAAACAUUGAGCUGCUCGGGUUAGCCGAAGAUUUAAAUCUUUCACGGGCUGUACCUGGCGGCAACAAUGAUUCCAAUCGUGUCUUUGGUCGCAUCCACCGUCCCGAACUGCUUCACCCCGCAGAUGGCAACGAUGAAUUGCAAGACGUAUUGCUAGAUGCGGGCAUCCCUAUGGAUCUUGUAGCUCGGCUUAUAAGCAUAUCUGAAGCUAAAAUGCCGGCUUUACCUCUCGAAGAUUGCAAGUCACAAGUCGCUGACAACAGCGAAGCGGUUCCUGAAUCGAGUUCUGAAGGCAAAACAUCCGUGGCUCUUCCUGGUAGUCCUUCUGCCGGCGUAUUGGAAACAAACGACGACGACAGAGAAAUUCCUUCACCGUUUGACUGUUUACUACGACAAUAUGUCGAACAAGCAGCACUGGAAAAAGCUGUGCUCGAGGAUAUUCUUGCUACAAAACUGUGUGAGCGCAAAGACGACGUAUCCACCUGGCAAACUCCAACGAUCUCCCCGACUGAUCCUGCAAACACUGCCGAGAUCACGCUGUAUACAUUUGGAGUUUUCUUCACGCAGUGCUUGCUUUGCGGUGGAUCGGAUAUCCAAGUGAUGUGUGUACAAAUGGCGGAACGUUCUGCUCGAUUGCUAGUACAGGUUAUUGGACCCACCCCCGUGUUUGAGGGCAUGGUAGCGCUUAUCGUCCUCGCUAUUCGGGAAGCGGAAUCGCCGCAAGUCUUUCAAGCUGCGGUUCAUCUAGCACAUAGCGUGUUCCUGACCAAGGUGACCAACACAAAGAACGAAAUAUUUCAAACGCAGUUACCGACACCUGAAAGUACUGCUGCGUCAACAAACACUGUAGCUCUCGGGCUAAUCGACGAUAUUUCUCGCGCCAAUUGGAGCUACGGACUUCGGAUUAUUCUCGAGUGGAGUCUCGCAAGCCCUUUUUGCUGGCUGAUUACUGCUCAGUGUGGAGGAAAAACUUCACAACGUACCAGUUCAUGUAGGCACAACCCUUCGUUUCGGUCUGCAAAUGCACCACCAUCGAUAGAUAGGGGAUUCCUCCAGUUCGUUCGCCUGCUGAUCGAACAAGAUUUAAGUCGAGUCAGCUUCUUUGACGAGCUUCUUGAUCUUGAGCCUGCAGAUACUGUGGCUGGGUCGAUUAUCGCGACAAACCGGUUACGAUUGUUCCGCUUAGUGUUGCGAAAUGAAAUAAUUCGCUGUCAGCUCUCGAAGAAUGUGAGCAAUGGCAUCCAAAGUCUUUGCAGCAGAUAUGUAGACUCUGCAAGCACAACGGGUGAUCUAUCUCGUGGGGUUAAUAAUGAUGUGUUGCGGCUUGCUACGGAAUGCUUGAACGAGAUCAACCGGACAAAUUCGAGCUCACCCCAAAUCAAUGCCAGCAAAACCUACACGAAGUCUGUCCGCAAACACAUCGAAGACUUAAAUAAUUCCCACAGCCAUCACACUCAUUGCCAUCGCCAUAUUCCACUGUUCAUUCAAGAUCCCCUCACGAAUGCCGAGGCUGCCACGUUCGCGACACAUUUACAGCGAUACUUUGUGUCCCAGCCUCGCCCUAAUGCGCUUUAUCGACAUGCAUUUGUUCGUGCGAAUGAAUUAGUUCCGGUUGUGGAUGGAGAGAAUUCGGUUGAAUCGUUUCGUAAAGGCAACAUCACUUUUGAAGGACACGUUAUCGCAAGAACGCCAUCAAACGAGACUUUUCACGACAAAAUCCAGCGAAACGCAGCUCCGUUUGUGUUCGACAUUGACACUUCGAUUCCCAAGAAGCCACCCACGACGCAUUCCUCUCAACCAGCAGACAAGCAACAAGUUGUGUCUAGUUUUGCUACAUUUCGAGGAGUAAUCGAAAAGCGAAGUGACCCUCCAAAACGACCAAGUAAAGUUUCUUCAGCCGAAACUGCACAAAUUACACCGACCGCACCAACUCCAAGAACCACAUUCAAGACGACCACUGAGCCAUCCGUGAAGAUUGAAGAACCUACGACUUCCUCUGCUACCAGAACCCCUUUCACCAAUAGUGCUGAUGCAGAUAUGGCAAAGAGCACAGUUCGGGGUAUGAAUUCCCCACCAAACAGUACACCCGCGCAUCAAAUGCUUUCACCGUCCUCACCGCUUGACAACCAUCCUGCGGCAGUUGCUGCUGCUGUUGAACAAGCCAAAGCGAAACCCGACGACAAAAAACAGUUAAACAAUUCUAAGCCGCCUGACCGAACCAAGAAAGACGCAGGCAAAGGGAAAGCAAAAAGCAAAAACCCUGACAACUGCGUGCUACAAUAA
Messenger RNA from Phytophthora sojae, 2700 nucleotides. RefSeq lists its product as hypothetical. NCBI's taxonomy places the organism in Eukaryota, Oomycota, Peronosporomycetes, Peronosporales, Peronosporaceae. Bases 1 to 2700 code for a protein of 899 amino acids. The record is from RefSeq and is a predicted model, not a curated record. The transcript is spliced from 4 exons.